Molecule: messenger RNA, 1524 nt
Organism: Penicillium roqueforti
Lineage: Eukaryota; Fungi; Ascomycota; Eurotiomycetes; Eurotiales; Aspergillaceae
Exons: 4
Coding region: 1-1524 (507 amino acids)
Molecular function (GO): protein binding
Source: RefSeq, a predicted model, not a curated record
AUGGGUUAUUAUGAGUUUCGCUGCCAUUUAUGUGGCGUGAGCUUCAAUGUCUUCUUUCGCCUAAGGUCCGGGGAGCUAGACUUGUCUGAUCCUCAAGACGGCCGAUUCUUUGAGCCAGACCCGCUUGAUUCAAAGGUUUAUGAUGACAUGGUUGAAGACCUUGACUAUCAACCCCCAAAAGAUAUUGGUGACAAUGAUCCAUAUGAAUAUGAUUCCGAUUACGAAUCGACCGAUAGCAUGAGCCUUGACGGAGAAGAUGCGCGUGACAAUGGAGAUAGCGAAGACAGCAGUACUGAUACAAAUCAAGACCCCGAAAGGAAAAUGUAUGACCACUGGGUAUGGCAAACUUUCAAGCGGCCUGGCCUUACAGAUGAUUUGCUUCGCGUUGGAUUCCUUGAUAACCCAACGGGCGGCUAUUCGGUGGAUGCUAUCUCACCUGAACAGGCGAGCGGCUGUCGCACCGCCCAGUUCCUGGUGCAUAACUCACUCCAGAGGGAUACAUGGAAGUCUGAUGAACUACAUGAGCCAUGGGAGAUCGAUGGGGAUUGGUCUUUAUCCGGGAUUUGUGAUGGAGCGCCGAUGGACCCAAUAGUGUUUCCCAAGCGAAAUGGGUUGGAAUAUUUCGAGGCAGAUGAUACGUUCAUUUCUAACAUACCACCGAAUGAAAUAGCCAUGCCAUUCCAUCCGUGGUGCUUUGAUAUCUUCUGCCGACAAUCCAAAGUCCAGUUUCAAUGCAUCAAUGCGUCAGGGCUGAUGACCUGGCGUAAUUCUGAGUUUGACUAUGAUUCACGUGACUCAUUUCCUCGAUGCAAAGAGGUUAAAAGUUCACAGAAGCAGUGGUGGUUUCAUCAGCCUGGUACCGAGUAUCUGAUUGCAAACCCCCUUGACGUGCCUGGACUACCAGAAAUACUUCUGGCUGCGGUCGAGAACCAAGAAUCCGAUGCCUCUUAUGACCCAUCGUAUGAGAUUGAAUCGUCUCAAUCCCCGACGAAACGCCCUGUACCAUCUCACAAUAGUCAAGCCGACUUCCUCUCUGUCCUUCCGGCCGAAAUCCGGCUCAUGAUUAUCGACUAUUUAGACUCUAGUGACAUUGCUAGUCUAACCGUUGCUUCCAAGGCAUUCACUGAACUCCCAAAUACUGUGUGGUAUAGACUAGUACGCCGAGAAAUGCCCUGGUUAUGGGAAGCCUGGGAUGAAUCCGAAUGCAUACACAGCCCUUCGAUGUGGACAAAUAUGCAAACAGCCGAGCUCAAGUCUAUGAUCAGAUUACGAAAAUUUUAUGUUGAGGGCUUGCUGGUGGAUUGGUACACAGAGCGUGACGCCGAGAAAGCUGCUGAACACCGAUAUCCUAUGACAGUGACCAUGCCGGACCAGGUGAAAUUACCUAUAAGGAACACCGACUGGCGUCGUGUUCUGAUGCAAAUUCAACGCAAUUGGGACAUGCUUAAGGGGUUGCAGAAUCGACAGCGGAUCUGGACCGAUGUGGAGGAGAUUAUAAGGCGGAUUCGCAAGUUGGACGCAUAG